Neospora caninum is the source of this 552-nucleotide messenger RNA. Its product is annotated as LOC549444 protein, related. Gene Ontology annotation, molecular function: structural constituent of ribosome. The transcript is spliced from 3 exons. The record is from RefSeq and is a predicted model, not a curated record. Gene Ontology annotation, biological process: translation. Gene Ontology annotation, cellular component: ribosome; cytosolic large ribosomal subunit. Bases 1 to 552 code for a protein of 183 amino acids. NCBI's taxonomy places the organism in Eukaryota, Apicomplexa, Conoidasida, Eucoccidiorida, Sarcocystidae.
AUGAAGGCAGAUCCGACGUUGCAGCAGAAGAUCUUCCAGUACCAGGUGGUUGGCCGGAAGCAGCCGACCGAGGCGGAGCCUACUCCGUCUCUGUUCCGCAUGCGUCUGUUUGCGCGGAACAAGGUUCUGGCUGUCUCCAAGUUCUGGUAUUUGUUGAAGAAAAUGAAAAAGGUGAAGAAGAGCACCGGCGAGAUUUUGGCUGUCAACGAGAUCAGGGAGAAGCGGGCAACUUUCGUUAAGAACUUUGGAGUCUGGUUGCGCUACGACAGCCGAACUGGAACGCACAACAUGUACAAGGAGGUCAGAGACAUCAGCCAGAACGGCGCCGUCUCUCAGUUGUAUGCGGAAAUGGCCGGAAGACAUCGUGCCCUGCCCAGCAACAUUCAGAUCAUUCGCGUGGCGGAGAUCAAGGCUAGCCAAUGCAGGCGCCCGCACAUGCAGCAGAUGUUCGACAGCAAGUUGAAGCUGCCCGCGAUCCGGCGCAUCUUCCCCACCCCUAAGGACAAGAAGUCUGUCUUCUGUGCGAGGAAACCCACUCUGUUCCUCCAGUAA